GAGAAUAAUCCAGAAGAUGGCGGUAAUGCAACGCUCUUGGAUGCAAGCUGCCGUUAAACCUCAAAGAAGAAGAAGAAGAAGAAGAAGAGGAAGACUCGCUUACCGACACUGAGAAAACACAGGACGUCAAUGUCAGUGUUUUACUGAUGGUGGGGAGCAGCUGUUAUGUUAAAUAUAUACUCCCGUCUGAUAGAAAUACUUGUUUCCAUUUUAAAUAUUUAUGAAUCACUUGCGAAGAUGAAACGGCAACGAAAACGUCUGAGUGAAGACUUCUGUGAGUAAUCAGCCAGCUGAAGUGACUGAACCCUGUGACUAAGUUGUCGGAAUGGAUAGUACAAAGCACCUGCAGGGCAGUCUGAAUUCCUUAUAUGUCCCCACACUUCACCCCACCAUGUCUGAUGAGGAGAGGUCAGAGGUCAAGCUUGAGGAGGAGGGGGGCAUGUCACCCCUGCUUGCCCGCCACCGACCACAUGACUCCUAUUACCUUGUCUAUGGCAUAUUUUUCAUGCUGGGCAUUGGCUCGCUGCUGCCAUGGAACUUCUUCGUCACAGCCAAGCACUACUGGCUCUACAAACUAAACAACAGGUCUAGCCCGGCCAGCCACCAAGAGCUCAACACUGAUCUCAGCGAUUACCUCGAGAGCUACCUUGCCAUUGCCUCUACUGUUCCUUCAGUGUUGUGCCUAGUUCUCAACUACCUCCUAGUGAACAGGCUGUCCUCUGAUGUCCGGAUCCUUUUGUCUCUGGCUGUGAUCCUGUUCGUGUUCAUGGUCACUACAGUGCUGGUGAAGUUGGAUGUGUCUGGCUGUAGACAGGAGUUCCUAGCCGGUACUCUGGCCAGUGUUGCACUGGUCAGUGGAGCCUCCAACAUUUUCAGUGGCAGCAUGUUCGGCAUCAGCGCACAUUUCCCCAUGAGGAUAUCACAAGCUCUCAUAUCAGGUCAAGCCAUGGGUGGCACUUUGAGUGCAGUAGCAUCCAUAGUGGAUCUGGCUGCAGCAAGUGAUGUGACCAGCAGUGCAUUGGCUUACUUCCUUACUGCUGACGUCUUCAUUCUUCUCUGCAUCAUCAUGUACCUGGUGCUGCCCAAACUGGCCUACUCCAGGUACUACCUGGAGGCUCCCUGCACUGGCACUGCCACUGCCACCACAUCUGAUAGCUCUUUGUCCACUCCAGAAUCCACCAGCAAUCCAACUGUUGUUUCUGUGCCCCCCCUCAAGCCCAUCAUGGGAAAGAUGUGGACAUUGAGCAUAUAUGUCUUUUGGGUCUUCUUCAUCUCCAUUACCAUCUUCCCAGCCAUCUCCUCGGGCAUCCAGUCGGUGGAUAAAGACUCAGGCAGCCCCUGGAGCAGCACCUACUUUGUGCCACUCACCAGCUUCCUCCUGUACAAUGUGGCAGACUUCUGUGGUAGGCAAACAACCAUUUGGCUGCAGGUUCCUGGCCCGACCAGCCCUGUGUUACCUAUCUUUGUGGCUUGCAGGACUGCAUUUGUGCCACUCUUUAUGUUCUGUAACUACCAGCCUCGGUAUCACCUGCACCAGGUAUUUUUUGCCCAUGACAUCUUCCCUGUGCUGUUUAUUUGCCUGCUGGGGUUCUCCAAUGGAUAUUUGGGCACACUGACCAUGAUGUAUGGGCCCAAGGUGGUGCCACGUGACCUGGCAGAACCAGCUGGUGUGAUCAUGUCAUUCUUCCUGGCAGCAGGGCUUGCGGCAGGCUCUGCCCUCUCUGUUUUGCUUGUCUACAUCUUCUGACAGUAGCAAACUUUAAACAGUUUUCCUAAAAUGGGCUAAAUGUAGGUGUUUACAUGGAACUCCACCGAAUUGUUCAAUUUAAUUGUUUGAGUAUUCUUACUUUAAGGCCAGGUUUAUACUUGAUGCAUUACUAUGUGUGCAGGUAUAGAUGCAGCUCGACAAAUUUUACAGCUUCACACAGUUCACAAAGUUUCUUGCGUCGAAACUGGUCACUUGUAGAUUCAAGGGUGGUUGGGGAAAUGGGGUAAUUUUUUGUACUAAGUUUCUAAUUUGAAAGAAGCAGGUGAAUGUUAAGCAAGUUAUAUUUGGCUGACAGGGAUGAAAAGAAUGAGAAAACCCCAUCCUCAUAUGUAUUGUUAAUUGUUACGAGGCCAUUGACUGACCAAAUGCAGAAAGGAAUGGUCAGUGGUUGGAGGUUUUGGGAGGCAGGGAGCAAACUUUGAAUUUAAUUAUGUACAAAAUAAAAAUAUUACAAAAUAGUUUGAUAGGAAUAUUUUUUUUAUUAAGGUAAAAAAAAAAAGAAACAUAUGUACAUUUGUUUUUGUAAUUCAUUUGAUUUGAGACUAAAUGGACUAAUUCUUGGCAGACGUGCUGCAGUGUUUCAUAUUCUGUAUCAGGUGUGUAUCAAAGUGUGCCAAGAAAACAUUCCCCACACCAUUAUACCACCUCCACUAGCAUGGAUUGUUGACACAAGGCAGGUUGUGUCCAUGAAUUCAUGCUGUUGGCACCAUUUGUGUGCCUCAGCAGAAAUCGAGAUACAUCAGACCAGGCUAUGUUUUUCUAGUCUUCAGUUGUCCAGUUUUGGUGAGCCUGCACCCACUGCAGCCUCAGCUUUCUGUCCUUGGCUGACAGAAAUGGAACCCAACGUGGUCUGCUGUUGUAGCCUAUGUGCCUCAAGAUUCGACGAAUUGUGCAUUCUGAGAUGCUUUUCUUCUCACCACAAUUGUACAGAGUCAUUGUCUGUGUUACUGUAGCCUUUCUGUCAGCUUGAACCAGUCUGGCCAUUGUCCGUUGACCUUUCUCAUCAACAAGGUUUUUCCAUCUGCAGAACUGCCACUCACUGGAGGUUUUUUUUUUUUUAUUACACCAUUCUGAGUAAACUCUAGAGACUGUUGUGUGGGUGUGUGUGAGAAAAUCCCAACAGUAGAAAUACUCAAACCAACCCAUCUGUCACCAACAAUCAUGCCAUGGUCAAAGUCACUGAGAUCACAUUUUUCCCCAUUCUGAUGGUUGAUGUGGAUGUUUCCCGAAGCAGCUGGCCUGUAUCUGAAUGAAUUUAUACAUUGCACUGCUGCCACAUGAUUGGCUGAUUAGAUAAUUGCAUGAAUGAGUAGGUAUACAGGUGUUCCUAAUAAAGUGUUCUGUGAGGUGUAUAUUUUAUAUUUAUUAAUAGUUUUAAAAAAUCGCAUUGAUGAAAAAUCAUUUGAUGAUGAUAUAUUAUUUGAGUCUAUAAUGUAUUAUUAUAAUGCAUUCAUGUGCAUCAAUUUAACACAACAGUUUCACAUGUGGGACAGUGGCCAUGGAAGUCCAAAUCCACUAAGGAGUGUCUAACAACUCCCCUGCCAAAUCAACUAGCCCUGAAAAUGGAUAGCUCUGGAGCGUCGUGCCCAUAUCCGGCCAUCGAAACUGCUACAGCACAGUCUAGAAUUGGGCCACACAGUGCAAGUUAAAGAAAAGGGUAUAUAUGCUCACUGUCCACUUUAUUAGGAACACAUGUACACCUGCUCUUGUAUACAGUACAUGCACAAUGCAUACAUUCAUGUAGAUACAGGUCAAGCUAAUGUUCACAUCAAACAUCAGAAUGUUGAAAAAGUGUGAUCUCUGUGACUUUAACCUUGGCAUGGUUGGUUGUACCAAAUGGGCUUGUUUGAGUAUUUCAGAAACUGCUGAUCUCCUGGGAUUUUCACACACAAGAGUCUCUAGAGUUUACACAGAAUGGUACGAAAAACAAAAAACAUCCUUUGUGCGGAGAGUCUGCAGGCUGAAACACCUUGUUGAUGAGAGAGAUCAGAGGAGAAUGACCAGACUGAUCUGAGCUGACAGGAAGUCUAUAGUAACUCAAUAAGCACUCUUUACAGUCGUGGUGAACAGAAAAGCAUCUCAGAAUGCACAACACAUCAAAACUUGAGGUGGAUGGGCUAUAACAGCAGAAGACCACAUCAGAAAUCUGAGGCUAUCAUGGGCACAGACUCACCGAAACUGACCUCCUCUGACCUCUCUUAUCAACAAGGUGUUUCCACCCACAGCUGCUAACUCAGUGUUUUUUUUGUUUUUCGCACCAUUCUGUGUAAACCCUAGAGACUCAUUGGACUGAACUCUAAGCACUGCAUCUGGUGAAAAACCAAGUACUGCUCAUCAACUAAUACCAUCCCUGUGGCGAAGUAUGGUGGUGGCAGCAUGCUUCUCAGCAGCAAGGAAUACAGAGAGAUCCUUAAAGAAAACCUGUUCCAGAGUGCAUGUGACAUAGACUGUGAUGAAGUUUAACUUUUCAGCAUGACAAAAACCUGAAACACACAGCCAGGUCAAUGCUCAAGUGGCUUCAGGAUAACUCUCUGAAUGUCCUUCAGUGGGCCAGCCAAAGCCCAGCCUUUAAAGCCCAUAAAACAUGUAUAGAGAUACCUGAAGGUGGCAAAUCACAGGUACUCCCCAUCCAGACUGAUGGAGCUUGAGGAAUGGGAGAAACUGCCCAAAUCCAGGGCUUGUGCAAAGCUUGUAGACUCAUCCAAGAACAAUCAAAGCUGUAAUUGCUGCCAAAGGUUCUUUUACAAAGUAGUAAAUAAUGGGUCUGAAUACUUAUCUAAAAUAGAUAUUUCAGUUUUUGAUUUGUGAUAAAUGUCUAAAACUUUUCUCAAACGAGUCAAUAAGGAGUAUUUUUUUUUCUUUUCUGGUUAUUUUUCUUUUUCUAUCCACUAGACAACUAUUAGUAAAAAUCUAACAGCCUGAAUGCAAAAUAUACUUGUCCCAGGUGUCCAGGCCAAUGAUUUGUCUGCCCCGGGUAGCCAUAAAAUAAUUGUAUCAAAGAACACGUUACCUGGGCAUAAACAGCAACAAGGCUCGAUAUUCUCUAUUAGCCUACAAAAUCCAAAGUCCUUGAUAAGUGUAACCAUCCAAGGCAAUAAAAUACACAAUUUUCUAGGCAUAUUUUUUAUAUUGUUUUUAUACUUCUUAAAAAUCUUUUCAUAAAUUGUGGCUGCAGGUGCUGUUGGCAUGCUAGAAUGGACUUUUCUCUGUUGCUGUAUUCUGCAUAUUAAUGGGGUUUCUGAUUACAAGUUGUCUAAUGUUCCCUGUAGAAAACAUGAAAUGUUACCAAAUCGUCUACACAUGUUGCUCUGCUGCUCAGACUUUUCGAACAUAUCUGCACUGGCAGGAGAGCAAAGCAAGCAAACAAGCCGCUUUCUUCUUCUUCUUCUUAUUAUUAUUAUUAUUAUGUAUCAUUAAAAAGAAACAACUAUUUGUAUCAUUAAAAUUAUUUGUAAAUCUAC
This is a messenger RNA of Pangasianodon hypophthalmus (striped catfish), 5229 nucleotides long. RefSeq names its product solute carrier family 29 member 3 (gene slc29a3). The transcript is spliced from 6 exons. The record is from RefSeq and is a predicted model, not a curated record. Gene Ontology annotation, molecular function: nucleoside transmembrane transporter activity. Gene Ontology annotation, cellular component: Golgi apparatus; plasma membrane. Lineage: Eukaryota; Metazoa; Chordata; Actinopteri; Siluriformes; Pangasiidae. Gene Ontology annotation, biological process: nucleoside transmembrane transport. The coding region runs from base 326 to 1747 and encodes 473 amino acids.